Messenger RNA from Cygnus olor (mute swan), 4126 nucleotides. Its product is annotated as protein FAM83D-like. NCBI's taxonomy places the organism in Eukaryota, Metazoa, Chordata, Aves, Anseriformes, Anatidae. The record is from RefSeq and is a predicted model, not a curated record. Gene Ontology annotation, cellular component: mitotic spindle pole; cytosol. The transcript has 4 exons. The coding region runs from base 66 to 1772 and encodes 568 amino acids. Gene Ontology annotation, biological process: regulation of ERK1 and ERK2 cascade; protein localization to mitotic spindle; positive regulation of cell cycle G1/S phase transition.
GCUGUUUGGAUUCAAAGCCGCUAUAAAGGCAGGGCCGGCGGGCCGGGGCGGCAGCGAGGCGCGCCAUGGCCAACCUGUCGCAGUGCCUGGAGGAGGGCGCCGGGCGCUGGCCGCCGCGCCCGGCCGGGCUGGAGCUGGGGCUGUACAGCGAGGCGCAGCGGCUGGCGCUGGAGGAGCUGGUGGCGGGCGGCCCCGAGGCGCUGCGGGCCUUCCUGCGGCGGGAGCAGCUGCCGCCCUUCCUCUCGGAGCCCGAGGUGCAGGCCAUCGCGCGGGGCGCCGUGCCGCCCGCCGCGGCCGAGGAGGAGCCGCCGUCGCUCGGCGCCUCGCCGGCCGCCUCCUCGCUCACCUACUUCCCCGAGCGCUCGGACGUGGAGCCGCCGGCGCUGGAGCUGGGCUGGCCGGGCUUCGCCGGCGGCGCCUUCCGCGGGCUGACGCGGGUGGAGGCGCACUUCCAGCCGGGCUGCGGGGAGAGCGGCUGCGGCUGCAAGGAGGCGGUGCGGCGGCAGAUCCGCUCCGCGCGGCAGGUAAUUGCCAUUGUGAUGGAUUCCUUCACAGAUACUGAUAUCUUCAGUGACCUUCAGGAUGCCUACAACAACCGGAAGGUCCCUGUCUAUAUCCUUCUUGACCAGGGCUUUCUACCCUACUUCUUGGAAAUGUGCAAGAAUUUAGGAGUCUGUCCCGAGCAGGAAAAUUUGAUGAGAGUUCGAACUCUCACUGGGAACACAUACUACACGAGGUCAGGUGCCAAAAUCGUUGGGAAGGUUCAUGAGAAGUUCAUGUUAAUCGACGGCAUUAGAGUGACAACAGGCUCCUACAGUUUCACAUGGACCGAUGGGAAGCUGAACAGCUGUAACUUGCUGCUGUUGUCAGGUCAAGUGGUUGAACAGUUUGACCUCCAGUUCAGAAUUCUUUAUGCCCAGUCAAACCCUAUCAGCCCUAAACGUCUGUCGAGCUCCAGGAACAGUGGAAUAUUUGAUCAUCUGGUGAGCAGAAUAGAGUCCUCUAAAGAAUACUCUGUGAAAAGCAAUUUGAGAGCAGAAUUUGCCAGGAUGUCUAGUACUCCCAAAAAAGUGUUAAAAGGACUAGAUCUGGCUGAAGAUACUCCUGGAGGCAAACCUUGUAACCUGGGACAUUCUUUCAUCAGUGAAGUGGAGUGGUUCAGUGAUCAGGAGGCCACAGUGGAGCGAAAGAACGCAUCAACUCAAACUGGCUGGUGGGAAGAGAAGCCCGUAGCGACUGUGUGUAAUGCCGUCACGCAGACCAACGUUUUAACAGAUGAAAUUGGCACCCAAACUUCUGUUGAUGCUAGAAUGACAGGGACUCAGACUUCAGUUUUGCUGAAGACUGCAGUGACGCAGACAAAGGAAGAAGAGCAUGCAGAAACACCCCUGCUUUACAGAAGGGCAUCAAAAGAAGAAUCCUUUCCACCUGGAAAGUCUGUAUCAAAUUGUAGCCUGCGAUCUCUGUCUUCAUCCUCCUCCCAGUGUUCUCUUACCAGCUCUACCAGCUCACUCUCUUCCAUUCGUUCCAUUGAAUACUCCAGCAGUCACAGGGCAGAAUAUUUCCAGAAACUGCAUAAGGAGAGGCAAUUCCACUACUCCACCAUCAGGUCGAAGUUCAGCCACAUGGUGGAUAUCCUAUCCCGAAGGAGACAUGUGCCUGAAAACUACAUGAACCACUACACUGGAAGAUGCGACCUAAAUCAGAGGCGAGACAUCAGUGCCAGCCUGCGCAGCCUCCGAGAUGUUUCACUCUUUUCUCUGAAUAAAUGACUGCUGUACUGAAUGCAGAGCACAAAAGUUUGGGUUUCAAAAUGCACUUGUUUAUCUGCUGAUUCUUCUAAUUCCUUCCAGUACUUGUACACAUACCAACAAGAGUAAAUCCCUUUCCAGCACUUUGUUUUAUACUAUGCAAUUUAAGUAAUAAAACCCAGGUUUUUAUUUAUACCAUAACCACUUACGUUUCCCUUAUAUGCAUUAGUGGUAAAGGUUUAUUGUACUUCUGUAUACUUGGCUUAGAAAGCAUUAAUAUGUUUACUCUUCAGGAUUGCUAAUUCUUUGGUUUUAAGUUAUCUAAACAUGGGAAAAAUCUGAGUCCGACUGACCUUGCUCAGAAUGACUUUAUCAAUAUAUACUUUUUUCCCCUUUCUAAUAGUGGGACUUUCACUUUAUACUCAACAUGAGGGGAAAAAAAUUAAUCAUAAAGCUAUUUUUUCUGACUUCAGAGAUAAAAAUAUUACCCUUCCAUUAAAGUUGUGAAGGGUCUAUUGGAACAGUUGCAGGUUCUUAUGUUCAACUGUAUCCUCUUUCCAUUGUUUAAGCAUUCUGAAAGGGUAGUGAGUACAUAGUACUGAGCUAACCACCUCUUCAGUUUGAUCACCUUAUGUCUGUGUCUCUCUCUCUCUCUCUCUCUCUCUCUCUCUCUAUAUAUAUAUAUAUACACAUACACAUUUGUAUAUAUAUGCACAUUCUCAGAGGAGCAUCUUUUAAAAAUCAAGGAAGCAGCAACCUAGCGCUCCAAGAUAGCCAUACCUGUUUUAAGGGAACUUGUCCUCAUUUAACUAGUUUUUAGUUUUGAAUACUAGAAGCACUUACAUUGGAUCUGUUUGAACACUAAUGUAAAUGUAUUGCUGAGGUGUUUGGGGGUGCAAAUCGUGCUUGUGAGCAGGAGAGGAGGUAAUAGUUGGAGCUCAGUGUCUCAUAGCAGCACUCCUGUUGUAUACCCCUUUUGGCACAACUUCAGAAGAUGCCUUUUGUUCAAUGUCUCUUCCAGAAUUGAGACCAAGUCAUAUUCUGGCUUGGUCUAGAAGGUUUCUGAACCAUUUAGGGGAGAUUUAGGUUAGAAGUUAGGAGACAUUUCUUCUCAGAAGUUUUCUCAUAAAAAGUGGUCAGGGGUCAGGCAUUGGAAUGGGUUGCUCAGGGAAGUGGUGGCGUCACUGUCCCUAGGGGUGUUCAAGGAAAGGUUGGACAUGGUGCUUAGGGACAUUGGUAGUAGGGUGAUGGUUGGACCAGAUAAUCUUGGAGGGCUUUUACAGCCUUACUGAUUCUACGAUCUUGCUUCUGUUAAGAGACCUGUAAAUGGCAUCUUUGCAGUCAGCCUAGUGGUGAGACAAUCACUGAGGACACACAAAGCCCCUGCUCAAACACUACAAAAACAUUACAGAUUGUUUGUUUUUAUUCUUUUACAAGUAAUUUUUUAAAAGUUUUUAUCUUAAGCUGUGCUUUCUGAAGUAUUCUGUGUUUCCUGCUCUGUCUGUAUUUUAUCCACUAAUAGGUUCUUCAAAGAAAGUUAAGUGCCUUUCUAGCUUUUGAAAAUGCUCUGCUUUCAACACUAAAUGGAUCUUGGGUUAAGUCACUUUGCAGACACUACAUGGAUAUUUGUUAGUAUUACUGUGCAUGUGUCCAUGCUUGAUGGAUCACUUCUUUGAGCAGCAUGUGGAUUUUCUGAGUUCUCUCUGAAAUCUGACCUGUGAUAUUAUUCUUUAGACCUGUUUGCCAAUAUUUUAGUGACCAACCAGACUCGGAAUUCUUCAGAGUCAAAUCAGAGUCUGCGUGAGAUAUUUCCUUCUUAUUUAUGGACUUGUCUGUCCAGUAGGUGGCACAUUUCAGCUGUUAUUUAUUUCCACAAGAAGCAAUGAAUAGGAAAGUGCCAAAACUCAGCAGAGCUGUAACCGAAGUGUAGACAGCAGCACUUUAUUCUACUGACUAGAAUUUCUAUCUUUGAGGUCUGUAUUGACAAAGAGGCUCGGCUACUUUUAUAGGUUGGAGGUUAAAGCAGCCGCUUCUUUCCUAAAGCUAAAAGGCAGAUGUACGGAGAGGUGCAGGCAAAUUAAAAGCUGUCUGCACCUGCUUAAACAGGUGAGGUGCACAGCUCCUAGAGCUGGAACAGAGAUGAAAGGGGGUUGCAAAGAGGGAGCCAAAAUACACAUUCAAGGCCAAUGUCACAGUUGUAUUCUUAAAAGCCUCGUUGUUCAGCAAUGCUUGAAUGUAUCCAAAAUCCACCUGAAAACCGUGUUUGUUCUCUGUACUUCUCAGCUUGGUGCGCUGUACGGUUGUUUUGGAGCUCUCCCAGGAACAAUACCUUUUUUUACAAAUAAACUCACUUUGCCACGGGGGUUCUCACCGGA